AUGGUCUAUUCGGCUCUCCGCUACAAACUCCUGGAUACAUACCGACGACUAUUCACCCUUGUGUUCCUUGGGAAUAUCAUUGCCCUCAUCGUGAUUGCGAGGCGUGGUCUCCACGUGAUCGACUUGCUCACAGCAUGUGCGGCCAACGUUACUGUCUGUGGGCUUGCGCGGCAGCCCCUGGUCGUCAACUCGCUCUUCUACGUCUUCUGCCUCAUUCCGAACUCGACCCCAAUACGCCUUCGUCAUCUCGCCUGCAAGAUCUUCCACCUAGGAGGCGUCCACAGCGGUUGUGGUGUUGCUUCACUUGUCUGGUACAUUGCGUUCUUUGUCGUGUACUGCUUCCAGUUCGCCUCGACGACGACCCCGAGUGCUGCAGAUAUCGCCAUCCUUGUCCUUUCCUGCCUCAUCCUGUGCACCCUGUUGGCUGUCAUCAUGGUCACCCACCCACGGUUCCGAGAGAAGUAUCACGAUAUGUUUGAGUUCACGCAUCGUUUCGGUGCAUGGACAAUUCUCGCCUUGUUCUGGGCUCUUCUCCUCGUAUUUGCCUCGCAGGAAAAGCCGUCUAUGGGACUAUUUUUGGUCUCACACCCAGCGUUCUGGUUCCAGACUAUUACCACGCUAGCAAUUAUCCACCCGUGGACAAUGCUACGAAAAGUCAAUGUCAUCCCGGAGGCCCUCUCGACCCACGUGGUGCGCCUUCAUCUGAACUACUCCUCGAUAGUGUACGGCCAGGCCAUCUCCAUGUCCAGGCACCCGCUGCGCGACUGGCACAGCUUUGCGGUCAUCCCAGAUCGGUUCGACUCGCCAAACACGAAGUUCUCCUGUCUCGUUUCCAAGGCAGGUGAUUGGACGUCGUCCGUCAUCGCAGACCAGCCGACCAAGAUCUGGGUGCGCGGCAUUCCCACCUCUGGCUUUGCCUAUGUCAUGCGUCUGUUCAGCCGGAUCAUCGUCGUGGCUACGGGAUCAGGGAUCGGGCCAUGUGUUGCGCUGAUCGACGACGAUAACAGGCCCUCGAUGAGAGUGAUCUGGCAGACCAGGUCUCCUCUGAAGACCUAUGGGCAGCGAACCAUGGACCUCGUUCAUCGGUUGGACUCGGACCCACUGGUGAUUGAUACAAACGUUUCCGGGCGGGUAGACAUGGUGCCAUCCAUCAUGCGGCUUUACGAAGAAACGAAUGCCGAGGCUGUCUGUAUCAUCAGCAACGGCGUCAUGACAAAAAAGCUGGUGUUCGAUCUGGAGAGGAGAGGCGUCAGGGCUUAUGGGCCUAUUUUUGACAGCUAG
Molecule: messenger RNA, 1281 nt
Organism: Cryphonectria parasitica EP155
Lineage: Eukaryota; Fungi; Ascomycota; Sordariomycetes; Diaporthales; Cryphonectriaceae
Exons: 1
Coding region: 1-1281 (426 amino acids)
Biological process (GO): conidium formation; regulation of conidium formation; sexual sporulation resulting in formation of a cellular spore
Source: RefSeq, a predicted model, not a curated record